AAAGACCUACAUGUUAGACCUAAAACCAUAAAAUCCCUAGAAGAAAACCUAGGCAUUACCAUUCAGGAUAAUGGUCCACUCUUAUUGUGACCCUCACACUCCUGAAGGAGGGUCAUAACUCAGAUCUGCUUCACUUGACCCUUCUCAGGUUUAGAAAACAAAUUGGUGUGUCCCAAUGUGGGAUCUGUCUUAGAAUAACCUGGAUGGCAGACUGAAAGUGCUGAUUCCUGGGUCCUAUCCUAGAGCUGCUAAAUUUUUGAGAGUGGCGCUUGAAAGGCUACAUUUUAAUCAAACUUUCGGCAUGAAUAUAUUACACACUAUAAAGUUAAUGUACAUAGGGGAGGCCUAGAGGAUACGACUAGGGAUAAAGUAGUGAAUGGCAGAGGCAAUAGUAGGCACCAUAAUAUUUUUCUAAAAAUGCAGAUGGAACCUGACUACAUUUUCAUAAAACUCUUCCAUACGUUUUUGAGGCUUGAGCCAAACGUUGGCCUGACUGCAAGAUAGAACAGUGGAAUGAGGAAGGUGGUGUGGUAUGAUGUGCUGCUAGGCAACAGGUGAAUGAGUAUUUCCUUCCUUUUUGCUAUCAGAAAGCAUAGGGCCACAGCUGGGGGUUGUGGGGUGGGAAUCAGAUUAAAUGCUCUAAUUUUUUUUUUUUUUUUUGCAUUUGCUGAUAGGAUUUACUUGUUUAUAUUUUUAUAAGCCAUGAGUAAAAUAUUUUAAGUGUAUCAAAACAGGGGAUGGGUGGUGAAAGAAUGAUUUUUUAAACAGUGGCAGGGAAAUAAUAACUGAACUAGAAAAAGAUUAUUCACACAUAAAAACCAAUAUAUUUUACUUCACGCUAUUUACACUAUGCUGGUUGUAGUUACUAGUGGCUCAAUGGCAAAUCAGAAUUACAACAAAGAACAGUAACAGAAACAAACCAAAAGCAAACUAAAGAAAAGCAUUAAUUCAUGUUUGAGGCAACUAUUUGAAAAUAGGAAAAUGUUUAGUCAUAGAUCUAUUCCAGUUAAAUGUAUUUGUCUGUCUCUGAGGUCUUAGAAACCAUGGAUUUAAGAGCAACAUGAAUUAAAUGUCCAGGAAGGUGCGAAAUCCCCCAUACUUGUUGCCAAUGCACUGAAGGUUAAGUAAGUCCUGACAAAUCUAAUAUUCUGGAAUUAUCUUGAGGAAAGGGAUGUGCAUUUUUUUCAGUUCAAGUAAGAGAGGGCUAUUGGUUGAGUAGCUGCUGAUGAGAACCUUUCUGGGUCUUCAUUAAGUAGAAGCUAUUAAAUUAACAUUGAAAUAAGAACUUUACAACUUUUCCCCUUCAACAGAUUUGGUAAAUGCAUUUUGACUCUUACAGUUUAAGGGAGAAAAUGAAAUUCUGUUCAAUUGGAAAAGAAUCUACUAAGCCUGGUUUUCUUCCUGCAUAUGAUGCCAUAUAGACACUUAUGUCAGGAGUGCAUAGGUAUGUGUCUCAGGGAGGCUGGCGCAGAGUUUAUGAUACAAGUAUUGGAGUACUGCGAGCUGCCAGAGGAGAGUUCAUUUAUGUGAGCUCUCCACCUUUUGGCUUACCCUAUAACUUCUGCCUGUAAAGAUGCUUGCUUUUAUUCUAUUGUAGGCUUUGUUAUCAAAGGCAGGGGAUAUUUUCUUUUUAAGAUAGCCCUUAGAUGCUUCCUACAGGUUGCGAUUGCUUGAGCAGGGUGGGCAAGCUAGUUUUGUUAUCACACCCUACCCGCUCUCCUAAUUCUCCAGAGAGUAAGUGUUCUUCUUAAAAUUAUAGCUAUGUCGAGUGCCUCUGUGUCUUUAGACACUCUUUUAAUGUGCUAGUAUAAAGUAAAAGUCUUUUUGAAGAUAUGUUUUAUAGGGAGGUGCUUUUGGGAGCCUCUUGAGAUGUUCACUGGUACUGAAUCGAGGUAGCUUUAUGGUGGUUUAAUGACAACAUAGAACACUUGUAAUAAAGUUCCGUGUUGAUAUGUGUCCUAGGGCAUGUUAUAAUUAGAGCGGAUUGAACAUGUUGAUUUUGUUUUCCCCUCUGCUCACAUGGCCCCCUUCGUCUUGUUAGGGUUUUGCAACUGGAGAUCUGUCGGAGGUUUUCUUCAUCCCCUAAAGAUGAAAGAGAUCUCUCACAAUGGAAAUUUGGAAAAUUACACAUACACCUGUGAAAUUAGCGAAUUUGUAUAAAGUUUGUAUUCCAAACAAUAUGCGGGAUCUACAACAAUGCUUUGUUUUAUGUGAGGAUUUUUUUUUUCUGGCUGUGCAAAGAACAAGUGUGCAGGACUGUACAGGCUUAGCGAGAAUAUUCAUCAUUAUUUACUGUGUCAAACCCACAAGGAGGGCCAAACUGGCAGUGUUCCAGGAGCAGGAGGCACACCUAUUUGUGAAAAAUGGAACAGAUUUCUAUCGUUGCCCUCACUUUGACUAUUUGGUUCAAGGUGGUGGUGGUGCUAAGACAUGUCAUUUUGUUAGCCACGUAUGUGGGUUAACAAUGAAGGCUGGCUAUGUUGCUGUCCUGUAAAAUCCCACAGACUACACUUGGUUUGUGCAUGAACCUGAUUAUAAUAAGGUAUUGGAGUGAGGAAUGCUGAGCAGUGGAACAUGUGUGUGAUCUGGCCAGGACCUGUCCCCUCAAUCUGAUUGUCAUUAAUUGAUUAGCGAGCUUUGCCUGGUUGGACAGAGUACCCUUGCUCAUGUCUCAGGAAAUGUUAGGCCCUCAAAAGAGGGGAUGAAGAGAAUGCUUUUGCUGUUGGAAGGUUUUGCUCUUCAGAAGACUCAAACAGCAUGCCAUAAUUUUAAAAAAUUGACAUACUGUCCCCUAGCUUUGUUUUCAUGUCAUAGCCACACAGUGGAAGAUUCUUUAGUAAAACAACAUCCUGGUCAAUUGUUUGCAUUAUCCAGGACUCUUGGCAGAUAUGUAUAAGUAACAUUUGAGAUCAGCCUGAAGUGGCUACAGGUCUAUUCUGUCCCAGAAUCAUCUGAAAGAAUGUUGUUAUUUGAGCAUUUGCUGGACUCUCUGAUGUUAUUUGAAAGAACAAUUAACCAGCACUAAAUGAGUAAACCUAACCUGCCACUUAUCAGGAUUUGUCCAGGUGAAAGGCAGGUUGAUUACAGAUCAUCAGUUGCAGUACACAAAGUGUCUCUCCAUAAUUGAGGAAAGGACUCUGUAUAAACUGUAAAUUAUUGUACUCUUUGUAUUAAAUGACAAUAGUGUAAUAAAUAUAAUUUAUACUAUUACAAAGUGACUUUGGGAUAGCAUUUGUAUUCCAGCACAGUUGUUCUCAAACUUGAGCAUACAUCAGAAUCACCUACAGGAUUUGUUAAAACAUGGAUUGAUGGCCCCAUCCCACAGAGUUUCUGAAAUCGGUAGAUCUGGAGUAGGGUCCAUUUCUAAUUUGCCUUUCUAACAAGUUACCAGGUGAUGCUAUUAUCAGGUGAUGCUAAUGCUGCUGGUCCAGGUACCAAACUUGGAGAACCCUGUGGGCUGAUAAACUGCUUGUAAUCAGCCAAUGAAGCCAGGCAUCAUUUUGGAAGCAGUUAUUUUAUUAAAAUUUCUUUUUGGAAUGUUUUAUCAAUAAUUAAUUGCAUAGGAAAAGAAUCGCUUUAAUAGGGCAGAAUCAGAAUGGGUAUUCUAAAAUGGAGGAUUAUAAAAGAGAAAUUGACCUACUUGAUGAAAUGUGGGCUAGAUACAAAUUGUAUUAAUUUAGAAGAAAAAAGUUUACAUAUGCAAUGACUAAAACCCGAUGCUAAAUUUUUUGUUGAUUUUCUUCUCUAAUUAAAUGUUUCCCCCUCACAUCUUUGUAGUGAAUUGAUUAUCUUUUCUUCAUUUCAUUCAUGUAACUGUAUUGUUACACAUGAAACAAAGAAACGUAUGCUGAAUGUUUUUAAGGACCACUCUUAAUUCAUCUUUGCCCUAUGAAACGAUUUAAGAAACUUGGUCGCCAAAGCCCUUUUUUAGUGUUGUUUGGCUACUGCUUCUGUUGUUGUUUUAAUUUAACCUGUACCUUGUCUGAUUCACUCUAGCAAAAGAAGGAAAUAUAAAUCCAUUCUGGAGUUAAAAGACUCCGUGCCCCAUUUAAAACAUCCUUUUAUACCUAUAUUUAAAAAUAACUUAGAAAUCACUUCCUUUUUACUUGUACUAGCUUAACUUUGUUAUAUAAACAUAUAGGGUAUUAUACACUAAUUUUUGAUGUAAACGUAUUUGAUAGUUUUGCAGAAUGCAGUUUGUUAGAUAAGAAUAGUAGCAAUAUUUUGAUGGUGCUUUGAAAUUUCUAAAGAAAAGUGUAUAUGUGGUAUCUCAUAGAAGUCUAUAAAGUUAUAGAUUUUGAUUAAUUCAUUUAUGCCACAUAAUAUAUAUAAGGAGUUCUGUGUUUAGGUUCAGAUCCUUUCCUUUCUUACUCAUAAGUGCUUUUAAAAAAAUCUAACGUCCUACAUUCAUGCUUUUGAUGUUUUUGUUGUGGUAGCAUUUCUCACUUUGGGGAAAAAAAAAUUGCUGCUUGUCUUAUCUCACAUCUUCAAGAUGACUUCUAGCAGGGUGAGAGUACAUUGAAUAACCAGGAAAGGACCAUGGAUUUCACACUGUUUAGUGGGAUAAACUUUCUCCAACGAUAGUAAAAAUAAUAAUAAUUUGACACUGUGUCUAGAUUUUUUUAAAAUUUGCCCAGUAUUCUCUCACUUUGAUUUGGUCUCCAACUUUAUUAUAAUUAACUUCAAUUGAAAAAUCCUUAUUUUGGUAAAUAUUAAGUGCCUUGGCUAAAUGCAAGGUAAUAUUCUUGCUGCUUUCAGUUGCAAAUGUGGGUAAGAUAGAAUUAUAACAAAGGAAGUAAGAAAAAUGCAUGGGUAGCUGGAAUCUAGGAUAUUAUAUGAGAAGCCUUUCCUGCCCACCCUGCCACCAGUCUCAUAUCUUGUGAAUAAAGUUUGUCUCCUUAACUGGAUUAUCCACUCACUUUGGGCUGGGGCCAUCUUAUCUUAUACGUUGUUGUUAUCUCAGUGCUUGUCACAGUGCCUACCAUGUUUAGCAUCCUCAGUAAAUAUUAUUUAAGUGGAUAAUGAAUAAGUUAAUGAAUAAAUACAUAAAACUCUCAUAAAGAAAAGAGAAUAAGCUAAUAUAUAAUGCCUUUCAUCGUUCGUACUUAUUUUCUGUUAGGAGCUUUUUAUUAUUGAAAUAUAUCUCAAUCAUAUAAAAAUAUAUCAUUUCAGUAAUGAAUAUACUUUUGUAUUUUUUUCUUGAUAGGGUUACCAUCUUCAAUAGACUGAGAUAACUUUAUAGGACUCUGGACUGAGACCUGAUUACAAAAUAUUUGAAUUUCAAUGCCAUCUCUGUCACUAACUUCCUGGGUCAAUGCACAAGGCAUGUACUAAUGAACUGAAUUUUCUCAAUGCCUGAGUUACUUCCUGAGAGUAAAUUAGUCAUUAGAGAUUCUAGUUCAAAUUUGCCUGUAUUUCUUCCCCUGACUUUAUUUUUCCUGUGAUAUCAGUGUUUAAUCUACUGUGUAAGAUUACUUGCUGCUUGCGAGGCUUGCACAUGUUCUAAGAAAAAUUGUUUUCUUGUUAGCAUCAUUCAGUUAAUUUGAAGGUUCUCAAAGCAAGGCAUUUCGGGGGGAAUAAUAUUUACAUAAUUUAAAUUGUUUUCAAGUUUAUAUACAAAAACUGUUAAUACCACCAUCUAUAAAAAUGGCCAAAGACUUUGUAGCAAAGAAUAUUACUCCAUUUUUAUAAGAUUAAAGAGUACAUUUUUUCUCCCUAAAGAAACAAUUUGAAUAAGACCUGACCCCUUCCCCUUCAUUUUUCAAUGGUGUGUGGUCAAAUUGAAUUCUCCAUUAAAAAUUCUCUAAUAUCUUUUUUUGCAUUAACAUUUCAAAACUCAAUUUAAAUAUUCACAGAUCUCGUUUUUAAUAAACUUAACGAAAUUCAGGUAAUUUCCUUCAACUUUCUUGAUUGAAGGACAGCAGUUGGUACAGAUAUAAAAAAGAGGUACAGCUAUGAGCAAAAGCCCAAAAUCAAUUAUAUAUAAGAAAUAACAUAACACAUGGAAAGAAAUUAAUCAAAAAGAAGAAUUUCUACCAUAUGAUUCUCUGGUCUGCUACCUGCAGGCAACAAAUGUAAAUGAAAAAAAAUCAACAUUCUUCUGGCAGACAAGAGAAAAAUUAAUAAAAAUGUUUCCUUCCUACUAGAUCCCCUGAUGCCACUAUUGUUAAAAGUGAGUGACUGCAGGAAGAACUUGCUCAUUUAAAAUAGUAUUUUUUUUUUAGACUACAGAAAUAAGAUUUUAUUCUUGCUGUUAAGCUCAAUUACAUGAGUUAGUAUGGGUUUGCACUGUCCAAAGAGUGUCCCUCUUCUCUGCCCCUUCUCAUUAAAUGGCUCUGUGGGAUAUGCAUGAGACAAAUGUAAUAGGAACCGAGUGAGAAGCAUUUUGAGGUGUGCCUACAGGGUAAUGAUUCAUAAGAAAGUCUGUGUGUAGCAGCUGAGAACUCUGAGAGAGGAACUACUAAGAGCCACAAGAUAUGCCCCAGAUAAAAUUAGUAAAAACGUAUUAGUAAUUUCAAGCUAGAAACGUUCCUACUGCAUAAUUAAGAGAGGAGGGGAACGUUUUCCUGGGAUUUAGCUUUUUAAUUUAGAGUCGGGUUAUUUUUUUCCCCAAUACUAAUUGAACAAACAGGAUAUAUACGUACAGAACAUAUCAUACUAAAAUUUUCCUAUUAGAAGAGCUUUAUAUUUUGUAUUUUGUGAAUGUUAUCCUGAAAUUAACAGAAAUACAAGCCAAGAAUACAGAUUGUUAGGCAAGGAGUCAUCCAAUUUUAGUGUCAGUCCACUCCUUCCUUUUCAUCACAUAGAAUAUGUAGCAAGUUUAAAAUGAAAAGUUAUAUUUUAACUCCUUUUACCUAUCAACUAAAAUAGAGUAUACCUAUGUAGAGUUUUGAUAUAUUUGUGUAUUUAUAUAUUAAUCAUGAACCAGAAUUUGUUUAUCCCUUUUUUAUAUGUAUAUUUUGAAAGGUAGCAUCAUUUGACAAAUGUGGCUCGAUUAUGAUGUCACAAUUCAAACAUUAUAUAUAUAUAUAUAUAUAUAUAUACACACACACACGCACAUAUAUAUAUAUCUCGUGUUUAAAUAUAUAUGUAUGUUUCUUCAAUUGUAUGAUUUGGAGGUUCCUUUUGUUUUAUAUACAUUGGAGAUCUUUCUUUGCCUGUCCAUUCCUUUGUGUGAGUUGGACCUUUUGAAAAAGAGUUCAAAAGAGCAUAAAACAGGAGCUGGCAACUUGGGAGAACACCACCAUUUUCAUUUUCAUUGAUUAAGAUCUUGAGAAAUGUAUCCCAUUGACAUAGAUUCUUUGUUCUGUGCACAAGUAAAAUGACAUAAAGUUUGUGAUGAAAAUUUUAAUUUUUAAUAUUAAUAAUGCUAUCUGAUAUUAAAAUGAUCCAAAAUGGGAUACAUUGGGAAGCUCUGGAAUAAAAAGGUUUGGAAAUAUUUGUGUGUUUUCGGGGCAAAUUCACCUAGUGGAAUUUCUGUGCACACUGUGAUGGAUUAUUGUAAUUAUUGGGAAUGAUAAUAUUUUAAUGUGACUUUCAUCCCACCUGUCAGUUGCAAUCAAGGCUGCCCAGUAUUCUGAAACAAUCUCAUUUUGCUAGGUGGCUAGUCUUGUGCAGCUUCUAGAAUGCUUAGAAUAUUAAUGCAUGAAGAGGAGAUUGAAUGCUUUCUGUAGUUCCAUAAUGACAGAGUGUCUUGUUUUAAUCAAAAGGCAUGCAAUAUCAAGCUAAAGUAAUGUAUAAUACAUUAAUGCCAAUAACUGUUUAAGAGAGAAGAUCCCUUUUGGGGGAUAUUAUAUCAGAACCAUAGAAGUUGGCAUUUCUUUCCCCUAUUAAUACAUGAUAAUGUAUAUUAAUUUUUGUAGAACUUAAUUUCAUCUUAGAUGCUUCUUAUUCUGAAGUGCUUUGAAUUUACCUGAACAAAGACAAUCUGACAUUUAGGUGAGGAUUGUUGUUCCAUUUAUAGUAGGCUACCAAAGUAGAAAGUUAUUAUUGAGACAAUGUCUGUCGAAAGACAUAUGUAUUUGACUUAAUAUUUACUAUGUUGUUCUUUAUCAUUUCUUGCAUUUUCUCAUUGUUUUGCUUAUUUUGCAUCAUUUUCAUCCUUAUUCCUCAGAAUGCCUAUAUGUUUUCGCAUCCCCCCCUUUUUUUUUUCUGAAAUUUUCUUUGUCACCUUCUAGCUCUUACUCCAGUGGCUAUGGAUGCAUUUCAGGGUUUUCUUUAGCCCCCUGAAAUUGUAGCAAUAAUUUUCUUAUAAAUUCAUUUAUCUGGGGGACUAAGUGCUCCAUUAACUGCUUCUUAACCAUGCAAAUCCACUUUUUAAAAUUUCAUUUUAUUCAGCUAUUACAUUACCAGUGUAUAGGGUUAGACUAUUUAAUCUUUAAUGCCCCAUUUGUCAUUUACAAACUGCAGAUCAUUGAAACAACCACCAAAUGAAAAAUCAUCCGAUAUACCCACCUUAGGCCCAGAUUGCACAGCGCAGCUGUUGGUACUGACUAGAUGAAAAGCUUCACUGUACAUUGGGCUGUCCAUCAGCAUCGUCAGUUUCCCUGAUUCUUUUUCAAGGGCCGCUUGAAGAUGCCAUUGAAGAUGAGGAAGAAGAAUGUCCAUCAGAGGAAACAGACAUCAUCUCCAAAGGAGACUUUCCAUUGGAGGAAAGCUUUUCCACAGAAUUUGGGCCUGAAAAUCUGAGCUGCGAAGAAGUGGAAUACUUUUGUAACAAAGGUGAUGAUGAAGGAAUCCAGGAGACAGCAGAAUCAGAUGGGGACACACAGUCAGAGAAACCGGGGCAACCUGGAGUUGAGACAGACGACUGGGAUGGACCAGGAGAGCUGGAGGUGUUUCAGAAAGAUGGGGAACGAAAAAUUCAGAGUCGACAGCAACUUCCAGUGGGAACAACCUGGGGGCCGUUUCCUGGGAAGAUGGACUUGAAUAAUAAUUCUUUGAAGACAAAGGCUCAGGUCCCAAUGGUGCUGACUGCUGGUCCCAAGUGGUUGCUGGAUGUGACUUGGCAAGGAGUGGAAGACAACAAAAACAACUGCAUUGUGUACAGCAAAGGGGGUCAGCUUUGGUGUACAACUACGAAGGCCAUCUCUGAGGGUGAAGAGCUAAUUGCCUUUGUGGUGGAUUUUGACUCAAGGCUACAAGCUGCCAGUCAGAUGACUCUCACAGAAGGGAUGUACCCUGCACGCCUGCUGGACUCAAUUCAGCUGCUUCCUCAGCAAGCUGCCAUGGCUUCUAUUUUGCCCACAGCUAUUGUCAAUAAGGAUAUAUUCCCUUGCAAGUCCUGUGGCAUCUGGUAUCGGAGUGAGCGGAAUCUGCAGGCCCAUUUGAUGUACUACUGCAGUGGGAGGCAAAGAGAAGCUGCUCCGGUGUCAGAGGAAAAUGAAGACAGUGCCCAUCAGAUUUCCAGCCUGUGCCCCUUCCCACAGUGCACCAAGAGCUUUUCAAAUGCUCGAGCUCUAGAAAUGCACCUGAAUUCACACAGUGGAGUGAAAAUGGAAGAAUUCCUGCCCCCUGGUGCUAGUCUAAAAUGCACCGUCUGUAGCUACACUGCUGAUUCCGUGAUCAACUUUCACCAACACCUGUUCUCCCAUCUCACUCAAGCUGCCUUCCGAUGUAAUCACUGCCAUUUCGGCUUCCAGACUCAGAGGGAGUUAUUGCAGCACCAGGAGCUCCAUGUCCCUAGCGGCAAACUUCCCAGAGAAAGUGACAUGGAACACUCUCCAAGUGCAACUGAAGACAGCUUACAGCCAGCCACAGACUUAUUGACCAGAAGCGAACUUCCCCAGAGCCAAAAGGCCAUGCAGACUAAAGAUGCGAGCUCUGACACAGAGCUGGACAAGUGUGAGAAAAAGACUCAGCUCUUUCUCACGAACCAGAGACCAGAGAUACAGCCUACAACAAAUAAACAAAGCUUUUCUUACACAAAAAUAAAGUCUGAGCCCUCUAGCCCAAGACUUGCCUCAUCUCCAGUUCAGCCUAAUAUUGGGCCUUCUUUCCCUGUGGGCCCUUUCCUAUCUCAGUUUUCUUUCCCCCAAGAUAUCACCAUGGUCCCUCAAGCUUCAGAGAUCUUAGCUAAGAUGUCUGAACUGGUGCAUCGGCGACUGAGGCAUGGCAGUAGUAGCUACCCUCCCGUCAUUUACAGCCCUUUGAUGCCCAAGGGGGCUACUUGUUUUGAGUGUAACAUAACAUUCAAUAAUUUGGAUAAUUAUCUAGUGCACAAAAAGCAUUAUUGCAGCAGCCGAUGGCAGCAGAUGGCUAAGUCCCCAGAGUUCCCUAGUGUGUCAGAAAAGAUGCCUGAAGCUUUGAGUCCCAACACUGGCCAAACCUCCAUAAACCUUCUCAACCCAGCUGCUCAUUCUGCUGAUCCUGAGAAUCCACUUCUUCAAACAUCUUGCAUCAAUUCUUCCACUGUCUUAGAUUUAAUUGGGCCAAAUGGGAAGGGCCAUGACAAGGACUUUUCCACUCAAACUAAGAAGCUCUCCACCUCCAGUAACAAUGAUGACAAAAUUAAUGGAAAACCUGUUGAUGUGAAAAAUCCCAGUGUCCCCUUAGUGGAUGGGGAAAGUGACCCAAAUAAGACUACCUGUGAAGCUUGCAACAUUACCUUCAGCCGGCACGAAACAUACAUGGUCCACAAACAGUAUUACUGUGCUACACGCCACGACCCUCCACUGAAGAGGUCUGCUUCCAACAAAGUGCCUGCCAUGCAGAGAACCAUGCGCACACGCAAGCGCAGAAAGAUGUAUGAGAUGUGCCUACCUGAGCAGGAACAAAGGCCUCCACUGGUUCAGCAGAGAUUUCUUGACGUAGCCAACCUCAAUAAUCCUUGUACCUCCACUCAAGAACCCACAGAAGGGCUAGGAGAGUGCUACCACCCAAGAUGUGAUAUCUUUCCAGGAAUUGUCUCUAAACACUUGGAAACUUCUCUGACGAUCAACAAGUGUGUUCCAGUUUCCAAAUGUGAUACUACUCAUUCCAGUGUUUCCUGCCUAGAGAUGGACGUGCCCAUAGAUCUCAGCAAAAAGUGUUUAUCUCAGUCUGAGCGGACGACCACGUCUCCCAAAAGGCUGCUGGACUAUCACGAGUGCACUGUGUGCAAGAUCAGUUUCAAUAAGGUAGAAAACUAUCUGGCCCACAAGCAGAAUUUCUGCCCGGUUACUGCACAUCAGCGUAAUGACCUGGGUCAACUGGACGGCAAAGUGUUUCCGAAUCCAGAAAGCGAACGAAACAGCCCUGAUGUCAGCUACGAAAGAAGCAUAAUAAAAUGUGAGAAAAAUGGGAAUUUGAAGCAGCCUUCCCCCAAUGGAAACUUAUUUUCAUCCCACCUAGCAACCCUGCAAGGCUUGAAGGUCUUUAGUGAAGCUGCUCAGCUCAUUGCUACAAAAGAAGAAAACAGACAUUUGUUUCUUCCACAAUGCCUUUACCCUGGAGCAAUAAAGAAAGCAAAAGGAGCCGACCAGCUUUCUCCAUAUUAUGGAAUCAAGCCAAGUGAUUAUAUUUCUGGUUCUCUUGUCAUCCAUAACACUGACAUCGAGCAAAGCAGAAAUGCAGAAAAUGAAUCUCCUAAAGGCCAGGCUUCCUCAAAUGGGUGUGCUGCGCUGAAGAAAGAUUCUCUGCCAUUGUUGCCCAAAAAUCGAGGAAUGGUAAUAGUGAAUGGUGGACUGAAACAAGAUGAGAGACCUGCUGCCAACCCACAGCAAGAGAACAUUUCCCAGAAUCCUCAGCACGAAGACGACCACAAAUCUCCCUCGUGGAUCUCUGAGAACCCAUUAGCUGCCAAUGAGAAUGUCUCACCAGGAAUUCCCUCAGCAGAGGAACAGUUGUCUAGUAUAGCAAAAGGUGUGAAUGGUUCCAGCCAGGCUCCAACCAGUGGGAAAUAUUGCCGGCUAUGUGAUAUCCAGUUCAACAACCUUUCAAACUUUAUAACUCACAAGAAGUUUUAUUGCUCAUCACAUGCAGCAGAACAUGUCAAAUGAACUAACUAAACAUCAGUCACCUUUGGUAUCAGUGUUUAGUAUGUUGUUCUAACCAGUCCAGAAAAAAAAAUAAGCUGUUUGAAUUACAUCUGGGCAAUCAGGAGAUAAUUCAUUAUGGCUGAGUUGAAGACUUAAGGUGUAAUUUCAUUACAGUCCAUUAGUAAAGUGUAUUAUUGGUGCCAUUUUCAAAAAAAUUAAUUUAUUUUACCAGCAGUAUUCAUAGCUGUGGUUAUGUUAUUUUUUAUUUAAAAACUUUAUAUUAAAGUCAUUUGUAAUGUUAUUGUAUAGUUAUUGUGUAGCACAUAUGGUUUGCACUGUAUAGUAGCUUUUAAAGAAAAUAGUCACAAUACAGAAAAGCAUUUUAGAAAUAGCUUCAAAAGCACUUGUGUAUCUUGAUUUUUUCUUAUAUGCUGUUGCAGAUAUAUGUAUAUGCUAAAAUAUAACUUGCAAAGAUGUUCUAAAUACACAUGCUAUAAGUUCGCCUUAAGAUUUCAAUUCUUGGAUAAUCAGGCUCUGUUUGCACUUUAUAUUUUAGCAGAUACAGUCUCUUAGUCACUAGGCUUUGCAUUUGUAUGUAGCUGUAUGUUUCCGUCCAUUUUCUUAAUCCUGAACCUGUAUGUUAAAUGAAGAUGGCAAUUUUUUUCUUGUAUAGUACUUGUAUUUUCUUUCGCUGAUGCAGCUCUGUCUCAAUUUUUAAACCUUUGCUGUUAAAUGCAAUACUUUAUAAAGAAUGAACAAAAUUACUGGAAGCAGUAUUGUAAGUAAUGAGGUAGUAUUAAUCAGUUUUAUCUUUUGAAAGGCACAGUCUAAAUCGAAACCCUAAACUCAAUGCUGCAAGUAUGAAUUUAAUUCAUAUAUAAGAUCUAUUUAAAUAUAAGAGUAGCAAUACUGCACCUGGUGAUCACAAAGAUAAUGUUCUACUUCUGAUAGAAAUAAUUUCUCAACAAAUGUUGUUACUAUGCAUGUAUAUGGAUGGAAUAAAAUUCCAGAUUGUUGGAGAA
Molecule: messenger RNA, 12979 nt
Organism: Homo sapiens (human)
Lineage: Eukaryota; Metazoa; Chordata; Mammalia; Primates; Hominidae
Gene: ZFPM2
Product: zinc finger protein, FOG family member 2
Exons: 8
Coding region: 8919-11978 (1019 amino acids)
Biological process (GO): negative regulation of transcription by RNA polymerase II; positive regulation of transcription by RNA polymerase II; negative regulation of fat cell differentiation
Cellular component (GO): cytoplasm; nucleus
Molecular function (GO): transcription corepressor activity; RNA polymerase II-specific DNA-binding transcription factor binding
Source: RefSeq, a predicted model, not a curated record